UACUUAUUUUUCUUCCACAGGUUUUUCUCGGUUUUUGUUUUUUGUUUUUUAAGUUGUAAGUGAACCACCCAGAUUGUCACCAUGGGACGAAGAUCGACCUCCUCCACCAAGAGUGGGAAGUUCAUGAACCCCACAGACCAAGCCCGAAAGGAAGCCCGGAAGAGAGAAUUAAAGAAGAAUAAGAAGCAGCGCAUGAUGGUGCGGGCUGCGGUCCUGAAGAUGAAGGACCCCAAGCAGAUCAUCCGGGACAUGGAGAAGCUAGACGAGAUGGAGUUCAACCCAGUGCAGCAGCCACAGCUGAAUGAGAAAGUGCUGAAGGACAAGCGCAAAAAGCUCCGCGAGACCUUUGAGCGCAUCCUGCGGCUGUACGAGAAAGAGAACCCCGACAUUUACAAGGAGCUGAGGAAGCUGGAGGUGGAGUACGAGCAGAAGAGGGCCCAGCUCAGCCAGUACUUUGAUGCCGUCAAGAACGCACAGCACGUGGAGGUGGAGAGCAUCCCUCUACCCGACAUGCCCCACGCGCCCUCCAACAUCCUCAUCCAAGACAUCCCACUGCCCGGCGCCCAGCCGCCCUCCAUCCUCAAGAAGACCUCCGCCUACGGACCUCCCUCUCGCAAUGUCUCCAUCCUCCCGCUGCUCGGCCAUGGCGUCCCCCGACUGCCGCCUGGCCGGAAGCCCCCCGGCCCCCCGCCCGGGCCGCCACCGCCCCAAGUCCUGCAGAUGUACGGCCGGAAAGUGGGCUUCGCCCUGGACCUCCCCGCUCGCCGGCGCGAGGAGGACAUGUUGUAUAGCCCGGAGCUUGCUCAGCGCAGCCACGACGACGACGCGUCCAGCACCAGCGAGGACGACGGCUACCCCGAGGACAUGGAGCAGGACAAGCCGGGGGACAGCACGGACGACAGCGACACGGACAGGUCAGACGGCGAGAGCGAGGGCGACGACUUCGUGCGCCGCGACGGCAGCGAGCGGGACCACGCCGAAGAGAAGAAGUCGGGUCUGAGCGUUCGAUUCGCCGACAUGCCCGGCAAGCCCAGGAAGAAGAAGAAGAACAUGAAGGAGCUGACUCCGCUUCAAGCCACGAUGCUGCGCAUGGCGGGCCAGGAGAUCCCCGAGGAGGGCCGCGAGGCGGAGGAGUUCUCCGAGGACGACGACGACGAAGACUCCGACGACUCGGACGCCGAGAAGCCACCGCAGAAGCAGCAUAAGGACGACGCGCACGCCGACGCCGCAGGAAAUGAGGUCAUUCUUUUCCGGAGGAAAUUCAGAUUCACAGAUGCAACCCAGCGCAGCACUUCCUCCCUGCUGCCCUGA
Molecule: messenger RNA, 1311 nt
Organism: Dipodomys ordii (Ord's kangaroo rat)
Lineage: Eukaryota; Metazoa; Chordata; Mammalia; Rodentia; Heteromyidae
Gene: Wbp11
Product: WW domain binding protein 11
Exons: 10
Coding region: 82-1311 (409 amino acids)
Biological process (GO): mRNA cis splicing, via spliceosome
Cellular component (GO): spliceosomal complex
Source: RefSeq, a predicted model, not a curated record